Molecule: messenger RNA, 777 nt
Organism: Verticillium alfalfae VaMs.102
Lineage: Eukaryota; Fungi; Ascomycota; Sordariomycetes; Glomerellales; Plectosphaerellaceae
Exons: 4
Coding region: 1-777 (258 amino acids)
Cellular component (GO): cytosol
Molecular function (GO): oxidoreductase activity
Source: RefSeq, a predicted model, not a curated record
AUGUCGAGAUCAAAAGUGUCUGCGGAGGAUAUCAGCGACAAAGUCGUCUUUAGUGCCCCUGUAGGGGUUAAGACUAUCCAUAAAACCACCUAUCCUACCAUUUCCGUUACUCGGCCUGAGCUGAGCCAGGCCGGCAAGACUAUCCUCGUCACCGGCGGCUCUGCUGGCAUCGGCCAAGGCAUUGUCAGGUCAUACGCCGAAGCCUCUGCUUCGCGGAUCAUCGUCACCGGCCCGCCGCCGUGGCACUCUCGAAAAAGCGGCCCCGGCGCUCUCAUCUCGUUCAGUCUCGACACGGUUUGGGCCGACUAUGUCACCAACGUGCGCUCGCAGCUCGACUUUGUCCAACGAUUCCGCGCCCAAAAGGGUUUCGAGGACAAGAAGAAGUACCUCGUGUUCAUCACUACGGCCGUCAUCCACACCCCGGGCAUAGACAAAGUGAUGCCCUCCUACUACCUGACAAAACAGGCGAGCCAUUCCCUGGUCCAGACGCUCGCCGACGCAAGUGAUCCUAAAUUACUUCAAAUCAACCUGGUACACCCCGGCCUCAUCUACUCCGAGGCUGCUGCCAAGGCUGGCAUAGCGCCUGAUAGUCUUCCUUUUGACGACAUGAAGCUGCCGGCCGACUACAGCGUGUGGGCGGCUACGGAGGAGGCGACGUUCCUGCAUGGCAAGCUCGCCUGGGCCGCCUGGGAUGUGGAUGAACUUCGCUCGGAAGAGUCGAAGAAGGUGUUUGAGAGCAACCCUCAUCAUCUCAGCAUCCGCCUGAUUGGUGUAUAG